Callorhinchus milii (elephant shark) is the source of this 10917-nucleotide messenger RNA. RefSeq names its product TPR and ankyrin repeat-containing protein 1. The transcript has 24 exons. Lineage: Eukaryota; Metazoa; Chordata; Chondrichthyes; Chimaeriformes; Callorhinchidae. Gene Ontology annotation, molecular function: protein binding; ATP binding. The record is from RefSeq and is a predicted model, not a curated record. The coding region runs from base 939 to 9722 and encodes 2927 amino acids.
UCUCUCCUCCCUCCCCCGUUACUCUCUGCCUCGAGAGCUGCUUUUUGAACACAGCUUUUUUUUCCACCUCCUUUCCCCGAAUCCACCUCCUUAUUUGCAGACGUUUAAGUCAAAUGCGACUUUUUUUUUCCACCCCCAGUUGAGCCUGUACCAGGGUUUACAUUGCAUUUGGUUGGGUGGUGAAGUAGGUCUUUCCCAGUUCAGUGCAUUCGCAGGUCAUUCCAGGACAUUUGGGUUAAGACUGCAAGGAGCGUGUCCAAGGGUUCAGUGCUUUCCUGGGGCUGUGGUCCUUGUGGCUGCUCUGUAGGACAGUACAUGUUCUAUUGCUCAUUUGGUCUCAGAUCUUCUUGUGCAAAUAUUCCGAUUCAGGAACCUGAUGCUGCUGGACAGGUGUAACUAUUUUGUUGCAUUGUUGUAAAUUGCCUUUGCAUAAGCAUUGGAGGUGGCAAAAAGUGCCUUGUUUGGAGUCCAUGUUCCAGUUGGUGGUUGGACUGAGAAUCGGGGAUUAUUUGCAGCGUCCAGGAUCAAGAUCUGUGGCAAACGCUGGUGGUGGCCGCAGGGAGGUUGGGAGGGUUCUGUCUACACUAACCUGUUGCUAAGCACACUGGAGGCGGAGAUGGCUUCACAGCGGCACGUCUGUUAGCCAAGGUCCCUUGCACGAGGACCUGGAUUAAGCAGCUGGUACUGAGUUAGCCUGGUACGAGGCAUUGGAUUUGGAGCUCAAAAACAUCAAGGUGGCUGGCACGUCACAAGCUGUAGUGCAAAGAUCCUUCCACCACGCUGAAGGCAGAUGCCCGCCAGAUAGCUGAUGAGGAAACUCUGAGGCUUGGGGGCAACAGCUGCUGGAAGGUGUUACUUGGAGUUCGAGUUUGUGAACACGCAUUCGUACAUCCAGUGCCUGGAAUCCACCUUGAUCGGCUUGCAGAGAGAUUUGAGGAAUGGAUCCGCUGCAAUUUGCGGAUCAUUUAAAAGAAGAAGGAAACGAAGCAUUUAAGCAACAUCACUACACAGUUGCCAUCCAGAAGUAUGACCAGGCAAUAAAGAUCCUGCACCAUUUUUUCAAUCAUGGAAGUGAAUUGGCUGUGUUGUUUUGCAACAAGUCAAAUGCCUUGUGUAAGCUGCAAAGAUGGCAAGAUGCUUUUCACUGUGCAAAUUACGCUAUUUCCAUGGACCCUAUGUACAUCAAGGGAUACUACUGGGCUGGCAUUGCUAUAUUCAGGUUAGGAAAUGAGCAGUCAGCUUGGGAGUUUAUUUGUCAAGGAUUGAACAUCUUGGACUAUGACAGAGAACAGUAUUGGAAUGACAUUACAGAUUUUAUAGUAGGGUUCCUGACUGUGGCUGAAAGUGGCUCUCCGGUGGUUAGAAUAUAUAUGAAUCAUGUGUUGAGCAAACGAUACAGAAGCCACAUUUGGCAAGUUGCUCUUGAAAAAGCAGCAAAGAAAAACUUGUGGAAGGCUAUUUAUUUUGUGCUUUGUGAGUUGAAGUAUAUUCCUGAAAACUACAGCGCCGCUUCGAUUUCGCUCAAGGAACUAUUUGAGUGGUAUCCGAGUCUCAGACCAAUCUCCAGGAUUACUUUGGUAACAAAACUGUUUCGUAUGUUAGUGAUUCAUGAAGCAAAUCUUGAUAGUAUUGGACCAUACCCUCUUCAUGCCAUCCUCAGACUUGCUCUAAAGGCUUAUGACAGAAAACUUCUUAAGUUUAUUAUUACCCAAAGACCACAACUAAGGCAGAACAUUAACCAAACGGAUGAAAAUGGCGCUUCCCUUUUAAACGUGGUCGCUUCCUAUCCCAUAUCUAGUGGAUAUGAGUAUGCUUGUCAGACUGAAGAUGUUCGCUUUCUCCUGCAGUUAGGAGUAGAUCCCCAAAUUCCUGAUAAACUAACCAAGCUUCCAACUGAUUAUCUGAAGAAAUGUAAGAACUUCAAAGCAAUUGAUGUAAUCAACAAGCACUCUGAAACAAUUUCAGCCACAGCCAGUGAGUCGGCAGAAGGAAUGAAUCAGAUGGAGGCAAACAGCAGGGGGUGUGCAGCUGUCACAUUUGAAGAGGCUACGGCUUGUUUUGUGCAGUUUUGCAGAUCAGCAACCAAGAAAGCCUGCAGGAACUUAUUAUCCCAAAGAGAAGUCCAGAUGUUUCUACAACAGUUGUCCACAUUCACAGAGAUUAACCCAGUCACUGUAUGUGAAAUUGACAGUAAUGUUGCAAGCACCAUGAUCAAGCAGCUUCUCGAUAAUCACAAAUGGCACGAAGCUUGGCUUUUGCUUCUUGGAGGAGGUAAUGGAAAGAGUCGAGGGCAGGGUGGUCUUGUUGUGAAGUGCGACUUCUCAGAUGUGGACCUUUCUACUGUCAUUGUUAAUCUUGACAAAUAUGAAAACAGAAAGAACUUGCUGCAGAACUUAAUAGAUCGAGGAGCCUUGCCUCGUGAUGGAAGUCGUCCAAUCCGACUGUCUUUGGAAAAGGAGGACUUUGAAGUUGUGCAUCUCUUAGUAGCCAAUGGGGCAGAUCCACAUGAUAUUUCUCUUACUCCAGGAGAUUCACCUCUUCAUGCUGCCAUCUAUAUUGCUCUGGAACACAAAGAUGAGUUUGGUUUGCACAUACUGAAAUUUCUGCUGAAGACGUAUAGUUCUGACCCCUCUGCAUUUCGGUAUCUUGAUCCCAACUGUCAGGAUGUUGAAGGGAAUACUGUAUUACACAAAAUAUUCCAGAAACCAUCUUCAAGAUAUAAUGAAGAAAUAAUGGAUCUGCUAGCAAAGUAUGAUAUCAAAAUCAAAAUGAAGAACAAGAGAGGGAAAGAGUUUACAUAUGGAAUUAAAAAGCAAGACCCUCGGCUUCUUAUGUGGAAUAAGGUUAGGUCACGUAACAGGAAGAAGAGAGAACAAACCGAUCAGAGCCAGAAGUCACAUUCUUCAAAGCUUGCGCAGAACGUCCAGAGCAGAAAGCAAUCCUCUCAGCAGAAGACCAUGGCAUGCGAUAAAGCAUCUAAUGUUGGUUUGGAGCAUCUUAAUUGUACCCUUCCCUCUAAACUGGAAAAUGAAGCAAACAAAAUAUUGACGAGAGAAGAAGUCCUGAUGUGUGAAAUUGCAAAAUUGAUACAACAUGUCAAUGCGAUUGAGACGCCAACAGAGGUGAGCUUUUCAAAGCCUUUGCUGCCUCAUGCAACAAUUGAAAAUGGACGAACAAAUAAAAAUGUAGAAACUGUAGUAAUGAACAGCACUGCAGAUUAUUUUAAUUGUGACACAGUUUUGGGCGCCCAACAAAACGAGGGAGAGCCAGACGUGACUGACUUACAAGACCUGGAUCUUGACAACAUGACCUGGGAGAUUGAAUGUACAGCAGGAUUGCUGAAGAAACUUCGUAGCAGAGAUGUACCUCAGAGGAUGAAAGAAAGAACUAUAAAUGUAAUUCAACAACUUGGCAACGGAGAAUGGACUCAGAGUCUUCAGAAGCCGCUCAAGCACCUGAAAAGCCCCAUCAAGCUUUUCGAAGCUAAACUUAACAAAGGAGGAAGAAUGCUGUGGGAACUCGCAGUAGAUUUCUCCCCGCGUUGCAGUGAAAAGCCAGAGAAGAUCUUUGAAACGGAGCUGUCCUCUCACCAUGCGGAGAGGACCACAGGAAGGGUAUACAGUGAGAUUAUUCGAAUUUGGGACAUUGUCCUAGACCACAACAAACUUAACCAUGCUUUGGACAUGGUCCAUAGUGCUUAUAACAGAGGGUCAUCGUGCAUUCUCAGGAAAAAGCUUAAAGUGAUAAAUGAAGUGCCACUUAGUUCCAGUUUAAGCGUCCAAAAAAGGAUCCCAUUGUUCUUUGUGGAAUAUGUUGACUGGGAAGAAAUGAAAGAGAAUUUAUUACCUGAAUAUUUUCCACCUGCUAGUGCAGUGGAGACAGAGUAUAACAUCAUGAAGUUUCAUAGCUUCAGCACCAACAUGGCUUUAAACAUCAUUACUGAUAUAGAGUCUAAAGCUGAAUACCCUUUCAGAGUAGGAGAGCUGGAGUAUGCAAUAAUUGACCUAGUCCCUAAGCCGUUAGAAACCAUCAUUUUGAUAGGAAGAAGUGGAACUGGGAAGACUACUUGCUGUCUUUACAGGCUUUGGAAAAAAUUUCAGACCUACUGGGAAAAAGCUCAAGAGGUUGGAGGGCCCUGGCUUGUUCGACAACUUGGGUACAGAAGGAAGCCUAAGAAGGAGGAGGAGGUUGAUGAUGAGAAAGAUACUGCAACAGCAGAUGAUGGAGCAGAGCCCCUUGAUGAUGGUGAUAAAGACAUAAACUGUGAGGAUGAAAGCUGUAAUGCAGAAUGUAAUGGAAUGGCACUUUCUUGCCUGGAUAACCACGAGUUGAUAACUAGUCAGUCUGACGCACCAAUGAAUCCUGAUGGAACCGACAAACUGGAAAAUUUACAUCAGGUCUUUGUUACCAAAAAUCAUGUCUUGUGCCAGGAGGUCCUAAGAAACUUCGUCGAGCUUACCAAAUCCACCAAGGCUACCGGCCACUUCAAAGCACCAGAUGCUACGGUUCACAGACUUCAGGACAUUAAAGAUGAGAACUUCCCCCUGUUCAUUACCUCGAAGCAACUGAUAUUGCUACUUGAUGCCUCCCUGCCAGACCCAUUUUUCCCACGAAAUGAAGACGGUAGUCUGAAGAGGAGCAUUGUGGGCUGGUCUGUUUGUGAAGAUACUAUGGUGCCAGAUUUAGUAGAUGAAGACGAGGAAGAUGAUCACGAGGAUGACUUUCCAGAUGAUGAACACAAAGCUGCAGAGGGUCACAGCAAAGAACAUGAUUCCCGCAUCUUUGUGACAUAUGAGGUAUUUGCCCAUGACCUGUGGCCGAAAAUGAUGAAAGGCAAACCUCAGUACAACCCAGCUUUGGUGUGGAAAGAGAUCAGAUCUUUUCUAAAGGGUUCCAUUGAAGCGUUAACUAGUCCUCGUGGUUAUCUUACAUUGGAACAGUAUAUUAACCUGGGAAAAAAGAGGGCCCCAAACUUCCAAGAAGAUAGAAGUGAAAUUCACCGUCUCUUCCUCAUGUACCAGCAAAUAAAAUCACAGCGAGGAUGUUUUGAUGAGGAAGACUUGCUACGCAGCCUGUCACUGCGUUUGUCCAAGUUGGAUGAACUACCAUGGUCUAUUCAUGAACUAUAUGGAGAUGAGAUACAGGAUUUUACCCAGGCAGAGCUUGCCCUGCUCAUGAAAUGCAUUAAUGAUCCAAAUUCCAUGUUCCUUACUGGGGACACUGCUCAAAGCAUCAUGAAAGGGGUAGCUUUUCGCUUCAGUGACUUGCGUUCCCUGUUCUAUUAUGCCAGUAUCAAGCAACAAUCCAAUGUAAGGGUACCAAAGAGAAUAUACCAACUGCAUCAAAACUACCGAUCACAUUCAGGUAUUUUGAAUCUGGCCUCUGGAGUAGUGGACCUUCUCCAGUACUACUUUCCUGAGUCCUUUGACCGCCUGCCCAAAGACACUGGCCUGUUUGAUGGACCACAACCCUCUCUGUUGGACUCUUGCAGUGUCAGCGACUUGGCUAUUUUACUGAGAGGAAACAAACGAAAAUCCCAGCCAAUAGAAUUUGGAGCUCAUCAGGUCAUUUUGGUGGCAAACGAAAAGGCAAAAGAGAUGAUACCAGAAGAGCUUAACCUGGCCCUUGUUCUGACCAUAUAUGAAGCCAAAGGGUUGGAGUUUGAUGAUGUCCUCCUCUACAAUUUCUUCACAGAUUCGGAAGCUGACAAGGAAUGGAGAAUAAUAUCCUCCUUCCAACCUUCACCUCAAUCAACAGACCAGCAUGCACAGUUACUGGAGCAACCAAUAGAAGAUAUUGUUUCUCAGACCAGACCUCUUGAAUUCAAUGCAGAACUACACAAGCUCCUGAAUGGGGAACUAAAGCAGUUGUACACAGCCUUUACCAGAGCCAGGGUCAACCUAUGGAUCUUCGAUGAAAAUAAAGGAAAACGUGGCCCAGCAUUUGAAUAUUUCAUCAAAAGAGGUUUUGUCAAAGUUGUUAAACCAGAUGAGAACAAAGAGCUUGAUGACAGCAUGUUUGUUAAAACUUCAACAAAUGAAGAAUGGGUAGAAAGAGGAGAUUACUUUGCCAAGCAUCAGUGUUGGAAGGUUGCUGCCAAGUGUUACCAGAAAGGUGGUGAGAUUGAAAAGGAGAAGCUUGCAUUAGCUCAUGAUGCUGUGCUCAAUGUUCAGACGAAAAAAAGAAGCCAAAAAGCUAUUCAAAUGGAAUAUCUGGCUCUGGCUAAAACGUACCUGGAAUGUAAUGUGCCGAAGCUCUCUCUGAAGUGUUUGAGGAAUGCAAAAGAAUACAAACUCUGUGGCGAUCUCUCUGAGAAAUUGGGAAAGAUGAAAGAUGCUGCCACCAUGUACAGAAAAGCACAAUGUUACAAGCAGUCCGCAAAAUGUUAUGAGCAAGUGGACGAGUUUGAGUUGGCACUAAAAAUGCUUUGCUGUGGUGAAUUGUACAACGAUGCUGCUCAGGCUAUUAAAAGGUAUGAAACCAUACUUUGCAAAAAGAAGUAUCCUUUCACCAAACUUCCCUACACUGCGGAUCAAUUCUGGUUAGAGGCUGCUGCAAAGUAUCUGAGGGAGCACAAACCCAUGGAAAUGAUGAAUUCUCUGUCUUGCCUUCACCCUGAAGAUCAAUUGGUCUUUUUGAAGGCAAAGAAUUGUGUGCAACAAGCAGCUGAGCUCUUAAAAGAGCAGGGACGUGAGGAAGAAGCGGCUGUCUUGAUGCGGGAGCAUGGAAAGCUCCAGGAGGCAGCAAGACUUUCCAAUAAGAAGGAAUUUCAAGCUGAAUGUCUUGUUGCUGCAGCUCGAGUGAGUCUACUGAGAGGGGAGGGAAAAGACAUCAGUGGCUCAGACAAACUAGAGAUAUUAGAAGAAGCAAUAAAUCUCCUCGGGAACACAGAGCACCUAGUGUCUGGUUUAGCUGAAGCCUUGCUACUGAAAGCAGUGAUAACCAAAAAUACCGAUGAUAUCCUGGCUGCUCUCAAUCAGUUUAGAAGUGAAAACAACAGUGCGGGGAUGGUGGAGACCCUCUUUGUUUUCCUGCAACAUGAUCGUAAGCGGGCAAUGAAUUUUCAACCCUCAUUGAACUGUUUAGAGGUUUUGCUUCAGUUGGUGAAAGCCUUCGACAAGCCUCACAACAAUGCUGAGAAAGAAAUGGUCAAAGCAUCCUAUGCUUUUUGGGGGAUUUUACAUGUGGAUGCCCAGUACGGUAGAAUUCCAAUAUUUGAAGGAGCAAGAAUUCUGCAGCUGAUAUCUGACCCAGAUCUCAAGGAAAAGAUGGAAAAGGAAGGCAAUUUUUAUAAAUGCGAAGUAAAAGAACUUAGGAAGUUGCUACAGAAACACCUAUUGCUCCGCUUUUGUCACUUUGCUGAAGAAAUUAAGAAAGCAGGACUGAGUGUUCCAGAUGUUUGUCCAAAGUUUGUCUGUGGUUUGGAGUGUACCUCCUCGUCAUGUCAUGACCAUCAUCACUUCCUACUCAGGCAUGAAGCACAAAAAUCCUUUGCAGCUAAGUUUUACCUGACAGCACUUAAUGGCAUGUUGGUGGAAGCCAAACAUUUCUUCACAGAAAAGAUGUUUCCAGAUGUUAAAAAAAUUGAAGAUAUCCUCACUGGAGAUCAGUACGCUUUAUGCAAGCCUCUGUUAUGUGCCGUUUUUCCAAAACAUUUCCAUCAGAGAAUUGUAUCGGAGAACGCAGCAGCUUGCAAAAUUGUCUUGGGGUUGGUGAAUUCCAUUAAAUACAACAGCUUCAAAACUGUGUUAAGGAUGUACAUUGCUUCUCGCUUUGAAUCCUCAACAGCUCGGGAUCGCAGAGAGUCAACAGACCUUUGGCUUGAGGCCCAACAGGUUUACCUUCUAACUUCCGACUAUCCCAAUAAAAUUGAAUUCUUGCUCGAAAAAGAAGAAAGUGCGUACAGAUUUGAACGAGCGAAGCAGUCAACAGAGAAACAUGAAGACAAGAAAGUCCAGAGCAAAAGAAGGAAAGACAGAGGACCAGAGGGGAAGUUUGGGAUGCUGAAUACAAAGACGCUGCCCUUGUGCUUCUUUAGGCUGCUGGUUACAUCUAUGAAUGAAUUCUACAAGGGGAGAGACCCAGAGAAGUGCAUUCACACCUUUUUUCGUUUCAUGAAUGUACCAGUUAUGAAAUGUGUUGAGCCACUCAUCCCAAGCAUUGUGAACACUGUCAUGAUGCUCGAGUUCCAGUUUGUUUUAUGCUGCUCUGUUCUUAUGCGUCUAGUGAAGAACCUCACAUUCUGCCUCCCGAGGAGCUUCAUUGCACUUUUUUAUUAUUGGGACUUCAUGUUCAAUGGAAAGAAUGCCUUUAGUAUCAUAAAUGAAUACAAACCAAAGGAUUCACAAGGAGCAGUUUACAAAAUGAGACGGCACCUCUUCUACCUGGUCAAAGUUUUGUGUGGAUGGUUUGAGAACUUCAAUGUCCUUCUGGAUGCAUUUAGUAAUGUAGAGAAUACUUUAUCGGGAGAGGCAGAGAGAACAGUAGUUCUGUGUCUCGUAAUGUUGGUGAACAUUGAGCUUAUUGCGGACCCACAGAUUGAGCAAAUGAUCAGAUAUAACUUCAAUGAGGCGGAAAAACAUUUGAAUGAAAUUGUUGCUGAACACAAGUCAAAAGUUCCAGUCAGACUUAUCAAAGUUGUAGAAAAAGUUAAUGCUGCACGCAGUCUUAAAAUGGUAGUGGAUGCCCUUGAAGAGUUGCUGAAUGAGAGGGACGGAGAGUAUUUGCAUGACUGUGAAUGGCGAUGGGAGCACCUUGGCCCUGGGUCAGUGCGGGGGAUUUAUUUUCAGAAGUUGAAGGCUGACCGAUUCAGUAAUGAGUUCCAAACGGAAAUUCAUGAGAUUGUAUUUGAGCCAAAGGAAAAUAAAACUGCCCCUGAAGUUGAGCAGCACCUUGAGGAAAGUGAUGAUCAUCUCCAGGACAUUGCCUCCACAGUGCAGAAAAAGAAUAUUGUGAAACAGAGAUGGCGGCGUCUUCUGCAUGUAAUUCUGUUUUGUAAAUACUUGCUUGCAGCUUCAAAGCAGGGGACUUCAGUUGCCAACAAACAAAGCGAAGCCAUUCCUAGCAACUUCAGGGAAGCCCAAAUAGACAGUACGCAGUGCGAUCUCUGUGGAGUGAAAUUUUCCAGUAGCUUCAAAAGCUAUAUUAAUAUCCAUGAUCAGGAUUAUGAAGAGGCCACCAACCAGACAGAGUUAGUCACAGAUAACUGGGAAGAGAUGGGAAGUCAAGCUGUGGAAUUGACGGAAUCUUUUCUCACUCACAUUAGUCAUGAGGAUCACAGAGCAAAGAAGGCUGCAUAUGAUGAAUAUCUGAAAUGGUUCAUACAAUGUGUGGAGCCUAUUUUGAGAGAAGGUCAAAAUAUACUGCAGAGCUUUGAGGAAACUGCCAUCGAUUACUUGGCCUCAAAAGAGCAAUCCAGAGUAAUCUAUGAAAAACUGAAGAAUAAUAUCGAUGCAACUUCAACUGCAAUAAACGCCAUCUAUGUCCAUAAAAAAUGGGCAGCAGGCAGGACAGCACUGUUACAAAAAGUUUUGACUCUUCAGGAAAUUGUACAAGAGGCUGUUCAUUGGCAAGAGGAGAUCUCCCUGCGCAGGAAUGAUGAGGGACCUAAAAGUAACCAGCAAGGAGCUGGUUUUGAGGAAGAUGUUGAAGAAGAUCAUGCAACCUUUGACGAGUUGCGAAGAACUACAAAUAAGUUAUCGAAAAGGAAAAGAAAACGCUAGCUGAGAGAGACUAUGAAGAUUGUUUUUGUGCUGUUGGGGAAGUAAUUAGAUCAACUGGAGGCAAAAUUUAAUAAAUAUUUUAGAUACCUCCAUUUUUCUAAAUUUCUUAUUGUUUAGAACUUUAUUGAGCACAGUUUGCUGUUACUUAGGUACUUCAACAAGGUUGAUGGAUCUUUUUAAUUGGGACCAACUUGAGUAGCUCCAUGAUCGGUGCACAUUUCAUAAAUCUAUUUUUUACGAACUCUUUUAUGUAGCAUAGUUUGAUGUUCUCAGUGUAAGUUUUUAAAAUUGUUAGAACCGAUUUUGCCCAACAUUCCUUUGCUAUUGUCGCCCAUCAAUCCUGACAGUGUAGCACGUCUACGGUGCAAAGUUUGAAUGUUCUUUUUUCUAAAUGGCAGCGGUGAGAAUUUCCAACCAAUUGGCUUUAUUUUUCUGAGUGAGUAUUUUUACCAUUACUGUUUUUACCAUUGUUAUUUUCAUAAAGAAAUCCACUGUUUAUUUUCUAUGGGGAGGGAAAGGGUGGGAUCAUGUUAUUAGUAGUUGAACAUCUCCACUUAGACAGCGAAUUUUGGUUGCAUCAGGGAAAUGAGUUGAGUUUUUGAGAACAGAUGUUAUUGCAUCUCCGCGCUAGUUUCAGUAAUGAAUAUAGAAUAUGUACGUAGUUGUCAUGAGUUUUUAAGUUGGAUAAAUCUUUACAUUAAUCAUUAAUUAUAAUGGACUCUCAAAUAAAGAAACUGCUCAUCCUGUGCAGUACCAUUGGAUAUCAGUUUGCUAGUAUCCUCCGGUGGCAGUAAGGAGUAUGGCAGUGAUUGUAGAUUUUACACCAGCUCCUACUUUCAUUGACUUUUUUUGACAAUUUGUGACUUUUGCUCCCAAUUACACAAGUCUAAUAUUUCAGGUUAUUCGUGAUUUUUAUUACCGUUAGUUAAAAUUAUAUGGCCAGUUUGUUAAGAGCAUAAUGAAUACUAUUGAACUGCAAUGAUUAUAUUUAGUGUACCUGUUGAAGUAUUUAGCCAAUUUAGUUGUUAAGAUUUCAACGUUUAUAUUUAGAAUUUUUUUACUGAUGCAUAAUGUGGUCCAAAAUAGAAAGGAAUCUAAAAUCAUUUUCUUGAUAAACAAAAUGUUGCAGGAAGAAUACUUUUACUGAACCUUUUAUUUGGAAUUUAUUGCAGGGCAAUAAAGUACAACAAACUUG